GCGCUAGCCGUCGUCUAUCUCGUCUCCUAGUCCAAGGAAGGAAAGAGGCGCUUGGCAUGAAGCGACCUACCAAGAAUGAGACGCUGGGCUACCCCUGGCACAAGUAGAGCAAGAGCCCCAGCAACCGAGCCACAGUGAGGAGGACUCGAGGGAAGAGAUGGGCAACUGCGGCACGCGGGAGGAGAAUGCCGUCGUCGCUGCGCACGCACAAGUUCAACAGCUCCACUUGUUACAAAAUCCUGCCAAGAAUGCCAUUGGAGAUAGGAAGCACAACCGCACCUCAUCAGAUAUAAGUGAUCCUUCCACACCUAGGAAAGCUGAAGAUGCCAAGAACAUUUCCAUAUACAACGAUGUGAUUGUCUUCACAUUGUUUGAGCUAGAGACAAUCACAAAGAGCUUCCGUGCCGAUUAUGUUCUCGGCGAAGGAGGAUUUGGGACCGUUUACAAGGGCUACAUAGAUGAAAAUGUCAGGGUGGGGCUGAAGUCACUGCCUGUUGCAGUCAAGGUGCUCAACAAAGAUGGACACCAAGGGCACAGAGAAUGGCUUACCGAAGUUAACUGCCUGGGGCAGUUAAGGCAUCCAAACUUGGUGAAGUUGAUCGGAUAUUGCUGCGAAGAUGACCAUCGGCUGCUUGUCUACGAGUUCAUGUUUCGAGGAAGCCUAGAAAACCACCUAUUCCGAAAGACAGCUACACCAUUACCCUGGGGUACUAGGAUGUCAAUCGCACUGGGAGCUGCUAAAGGGCUUGCUUGCCUCCACAAUGCUCAAAGGCCUGUCAUCUACAGAGAUUUCAAGACAUCAAAUAUUCUACUGGACUCUGAUUAUACUGCUAAGCUGUCUGACUUUGGCCUGGCAAAAGCUGGCCCUGAAGGUGAUCAGACCCAUGUAUCAACACGGGUGAUGGGAACCUACGGUUAUGCUGCCCCUGAAUAUGUGAUGACCGGCCACUUGACUGCUAGAAGUGAUGUCUACAGCUUCGGUGUGGUCCUUCUGGAGCUCUUGACAGGGCGCAAGUCAAUCGACAAGUCGCGGCCCAGCAGGGAGCAGAGCCUGGUUGACUGGGCCCUCCCCAAGCUGAACGACAAGAGGCGGCUUCUCCAGAUCAUCGACCCGAGACUGGAGGGGCAGUACUCGGCCAGAGCCGCCCACAAAGCCUGCAGCCUUGCGUUCUACUGCCUGAGCCAGAACCCCAAGGCCAGGCCACUCAUGAGCGACGUCGUCGAGACCCUCGAACCGUUGCAGGGCAGCGGUGGAGGCGAUGGACGCGGCCAGCCUUCUGGCCUUCCUGACUAUAGGGGUCGCCGCAGGAUAACCGGGAACAGCGUCCACUUCAGGGCCAUCCCGAACCCCAAGUGCUCCCCUGCCGUCCCGGCCACGGCUUGCCGAGUGCGGUGAUGGGUGCUGUGUUUCGGUUGGAGCUGCCGGGGUAGGUUCCGUUGUGUAUAUUGCGGCCGUGGGCAGUGGUGUGUGUGUGGGUGCAUGUGUGUGCUUGGCGGCGGCGGGGUUUCGGUUUCUUCUCGGGUUUUGGCCUGCGUUUUGAUGUGUAAAUUUGAUCUGCGUGCUGCAUUGCUGCUGCUGCUUUUGUAAGGCCCUCUAAUUUUCACUGUGGUCUUAUGUAUCCUUCGACUGAGCGAGCCCUGCUGAAACUGGCGGGUUCGGGAUUAACCCUAGAAAUGAAAUGAAAGGCUGAACCGAGAGCGGUUGGAUGGCUGAUAUGGCAUAUGCUGCUGUUGUGUUGUGUUGUAUCUGAGGAAUCAAUCAGUCUGUAUCGAGUCUCUUGGCAAGUUUUCUCUUGUUUGGGGCAUCCUGGUAUAGUAGGGAAGAACAAUCGUGUGACCACAUGAUGCGCGAUGGUAAACUGACAAUGUUUGGAAAUGUAAUUGGUGAUGUUUUUUUUUGGAUC
Messenger RNA from Zea mays, 1904 nucleotides. RefSeq names its product putative protein kinase superfamily protein. The coding region runs from base 158 to 1396 and encodes 412 amino acids. Gene Ontology annotation, molecular function: ATP binding; protein kinase activity. Gene Ontology annotation, biological process: protein phosphorylation. Lineage: Eukaryota; Viridiplantae; Streptophyta; Magnoliopsida; Poales; Poaceae. The transcript has 6 exons. The record is from RefSeq and is marked provisional.